Aspergillus nidulans FGSC A4 is the source of this 639-nucleotide messenger RNA. RefSeq names its product MBL fold metallo-hydrolase. The record is from RefSeq and is a predicted model, not a curated record. Lineage: Eukaryota; Fungi; Ascomycota; Eurotiomycetes; Eurotiales; Aspergillaceae. The transcript has 2 exons. Bases 1 to 639 code for a protein of 212 amino acids.
AUGAUUACCGAGGCCAAAGAGGCCAAGGGUCUUUCUAAAGACCUGAUUGCUGACCUUCAUCCAAACCGGCCAGAUUAUCGGGGGUUCUCGAUUGGCGAGAACAUCAUCUCCUUGCAGGCGGACCCGUCCUUUGAAGAACUUGAAGCUGCCGGUGCGACGGUCCAGAAACACGAUAGCGCGCAUACUGUGCUGGACGACUUCUUCCUCAUCUCCGGCGAGAUACCAAGGCGGACACCAUACGAGGCGGGCCUAAAGCAUGGAAUGCGGUUCGACAAAGAGGAUAAUGAAUGGACAUCGGACGAGGCCAUAGCUGAUGAGCGAUUCAUCAUGUGCAAUGUCAAAGCAGACAAGGGAAUCGUCAUGCUGACUGGCUGCAGCCACGCUGGAGUCGUCAACUGCACUCAACAUGCACUUGAACUUGCGGGGGGUUCCAUCCCUCUGCAUGCUGUGAUUGGGGGCUUUCAUCUGGCUACGAGCGACGCAAAUCAGAUUGAAAGGAGCAUUAAAGACCUACUGAAAUUUGACCCUGCAGUGCUUCUGCCAGGUCACUGCACGGGCUGGAGGGCCAAAUUCGCUAUUGAGAAGCGGCAGCCCGGGCUGCUCGUUCCAUGCUCCGUAGGUUAUAACAUCACAUUUUAG